Messenger RNA from Phragmites australis (common reed), 2174 nucleotides. Its product is annotated as protein NRT1/ PTR FAMILY 5.2-like. Bases 74 to 1879 code for a protein of 601 amino acids. Lineage: Eukaryota; Viridiplantae; Streptophyta; Magnoliopsida; Poales; Poaceae. The transcript is spliced from 3 exons. Gene Ontology annotation, biological process: transmembrane transport; dipeptide transport. Gene Ontology annotation, cellular component: membrane. Gene Ontology annotation, molecular function: tripeptide transmembrane transporter activity; dipeptide transmembrane transporter activity. The record is from RefSeq and is a predicted model, not a curated record.
UCCCGGGAGCAGCUACCUCGCGCCAACGACUUUAAGGCCAUAGCCUAGUGAGAGAGUGACCACGCAGCUAGCAAUGGUUGCUGAGGCUGGGAGCUUCGCCAUGGAGAACGGCGAGCCGCAGGGAGCGGAGUACGCGCAGGACGGGUCGGUGGAUCUGCGCGGCAACCCCGUGCUCCGGUCCAAGCGGGGCGGCUGGACUGCCUGCUCCUUCAUCGUCGUGUACGAGCUGUUCGAGAGGAUGGCGUACUACGGGAUCGCGUCGAACCUGGUGAUCUACCUGACGGACAAGCUCCACCAGGGCACGGUGGAGGCGUCCAACAACGUCACCAACUGGUCCGGCACCGUCUUCCUCACGCCGCUGCUCGGCGCCUACGUCGCCGAUGCAUACCUCGGCCGGUACUGGACCUUCGUCGUCGGCUCCGCCAUAUACUUCAUGGGAAUGGUGCUGUUAACGCUGUCCGUCUCCCUGCCGGGGCUGAAACCGCCGCCAUGCGACGGCAAAGUCUGCCCGCCGACCACGGCGCUGCAGCUCGGCGUCUACUUCGGCGGGCUGUACAUCGUGGCCUUCGGUAACGGCGGCACCAAGCCCAAUAUCUCGACCAUCGGCGCGGACCAGUUCGACGAGUUCGACCCGCGGGAGAAGAUGCACAAGCUCUCCUUCUUCAACUGGUGGAUGUUCACCAUCUUCGUCGGCAUUCUCUUCUCCUCCACCGUCCUCGUCUACCUACAGGACAACGUCAGCUGGUCCGUCGGCUACGGCAUCCCCACGCUGGGCCUCAUGGUCUCCAUCUCCAUCUUCCUCGCCGGCACCAGGCUGUACCGCCACAAGGUGCCUCAGGGCAGCCCGUUCACGCGCAUGGGCAAGGUGGUCGCCGCCGCGGUCUGCAAGUGGCGACUCCCCGUCCCGGCCGACGCCAAGGAGCUGCACGAGCUGGAGCUCGAGGUGUACACCAGGAAGCGUAAAUUCCGGAUGGACUCCACCAGCGCCAUGAAGUUUCUGAACAAGGCUGCCGUGAAGGACCACGACGCCGGCGGCGACUCGCCGGCGAAGUGGAGCCUGUGCACGGUGACACAAGUGGAGGAGACGAAGCAGAUGGCCAAGCUGGUCCCCAUACUCGUGACAAUGUUCGUGCCGUGCACGCUCAUCGCGCAGACGAACACCCUCUUCGUGAAGCAGGGCACAACCAUGAAUCGGCACAUGGGGCCGCACUUCCAGAUCCCUCCGGCGAGCCUCGGCGCGUUCGUUACGCUAACCAUGCUCGUCGCCGUCGUGGUCUACGACCGGAUCUUCGUCAAGGCCAUCCGGCGUUACACCAAGAACCCCCGGGGGAUCACCAUCCUGACGCGGAUGGGCAUCGGCCUGCUCCUGCAGAUCGUGACGAUGGCGACCGCGUCGGUGAUCGAGAGCCGGAGGCUGGCCUACGCCCGGAGCCACGGCCUGGACAAGACCGGCGGGCAGCUGCCGCUCACCAUCUUCGUGCUGCUGCCGCAGUUCGUGCUGAUGGGCCUUGCCGACGCGUUCCUGGUGGUGGGCAAGAUCGAGUUCUUCUACGACCAGGCGCCGGAGAGCAUGAAGAGCCUGGGCACGGCCAUGUCCCUGACGGCGUACGGCGUCGGCAACAUCCUCAGCAGCUUCCUCCUCUCCAUGGUGACGCGCAUCACGCGUGAGCGCGGGAACGCGUGGGUGACCAACAACCUCAACGCCUCCAACCUCGACUACUACUACGCGUUCCUCACCGUGCUCGGUGCCAUCAACUUCCUGGCCUUCAUCGCGCUCAGCGGCAGGUACAGGUGCAAGGCUGAAUCCACCGAGACGAUCGACAUUGUCAUGGGUUUGCAGGCCGAGAAAGCCAAGUUGCAGGCGGAGCCAAUAGCUUGAUAAGACUCUGUAAGGAGGUGGGCAGCCAUGAUGCGAAUCGUAGUGUUCAUGUAUCGUACUGCAAAGCAUAGAACUUUGCAGGUUCACUAUAAAACUAAUGUAAAAAAACACAGAAUUUCCACAACUAGUGUUUGUAUGAUGCAUUAGAUUGCUCUGAAACUCUGAAGCCCACCUCGCAAGAAAAUAUGAGCAUAACGAACACAAGAAAGUUCUAUGACUUCACCGCUGUGAAGUCAGAGAUGUAUAUUAAUUUGUGUCUUGAUAAACAGUAAUUUACAGUUAAUCUUUGAUCCAA